Molecule: messenger RNA, 1817 nt
Organism: Odocoileus virginianus texanus
Lineage: Eukaryota; Metazoa; Chordata; Mammalia; Artiodactyla; Cervidae
Source: RefSeq, a predicted model, not a curated record
ACCACUUUUUGCUGUGUGAAAUAGGUGGCAGCCGUGGCUAAUGCUCUGUUCCUCUUUCCCAGAAGCUUUCAGACUCUCCUUCAAGACUAAUCUCAAGAAGCCAUUAUCCCGAAGGAAGACAAGGACAGCCAUGCCAAACUUGGACAACUCCUUGAUCCUCACGGCCUACAUUAUUAUCUUGCUCACCGGUCUCCCUGCCAACCUCCUGGCGCUGCGGGCCUUCCUGCGGCGCGUGCGCCAGCCCCACCCCGCACCCGUCCACAUCCUCCUGCUCAGCCUGACGCUGGCCGACCUCCUGCUGCUGUUGCUGCUGCCCUUCAAGAUCAUCGAGGCCGCGUCUGACUUCCGCUGGAAGCUGUCUGAUCUAGCCUGUGCCCUCAUGGGUUUCGGCUUCUACAGCAGCAUCUACUGCAGCACGUGGCUACUGGCGGGCAUCAGCAUCGAGCGCUACCUGGGAGUGGCUUUCCCCGUGCAGUACAAGCUGUCCCGCCGGCCCAUGUAUGGAGUGAUCGCCGCUCUGAUCGCCUGGGUCAUGUCCUUUGGUCACGGCACCGUGGUGAUCAUCGUUCAGUACCUGAAUUCAACCCAGAGGGCCACAAAGGAGAAUGAGACCACCUGCUAUGAGAACUUCACCCAAGAGCAGCUGAGAAUAUUGCUUCCCAUUCGGCUGGAGCUGUGCCUCCUCCUCUUCUUCAUCCCUAUGGUGGUCACCACCUUCUGCUACUCGCGCUUCGUGUGGAUCAUGCUCACCCAGCCCCACGUGGGGGCUCAGAAGCGGCGCCGAGCCGUGGGGCUGGCCAUCGUGUCGCUCCUUAAUUUCCUGCUGUGCUUUGGGCCCUAUAACAUAUCCCACCUGGUGGGGUUCCACAUGAAGGCAAGCCCCAAGUGGCGGAGGGAAGCUGUGGUGUUUGGUAGCCUCAAUGCCGGUCUGGACCCCUUGCUUUUCUAUUUCUCUUCUUCAGCCGUACGCAGGUCCUUUGGGAAAGGGCUGCAGGCACUGCACCGUCGGGGCUCCUCCCUGCUGGGACGCAGAGGCAAAGAAACAGCGGAGGCAGCGAAUGAGGACCGGGGCGUGAGUCAAACAGAGGGUGUGCCGAGUUCAGACUUCACCACGGACUAGGGAUGUUCUGGACCUUCGGAGGAACUCUGAGUUUCCUACUUGAGCAGGCUUGCAGAGGGAGAACACGGGUUCCUGGCCCUGAUUCAGAGACCGUCCCCGCCCCAGACCCAAUCCACUCCUGGGGCCUGUAAAAAUCUCUCUCAUCAGCUCCAUAUCCCUUCCUGACUGAAUUUCCUUCCCAAAGGAGCAUAGCCCCAGGACUAAAGAAGAAACAGUUGGGCACAGAAGAUCAGACCAGAGUUUCUGAAGCAAUGUAGCUAAUACAGAUUCCAGCAGUCCUUGUGAGGUGGUUAGUAGCUGAAGCUAAGGCAAUCUUGCUACCAGCUUUGAAACAACACCUACACACUGGUCUAGUUGGUGAUGCUGGAAAGAAGCCCAUGGAAAAGAUGGAAGAGAAAUACUAAACGAGGUCAAAGAAGAUGUAGAAAGGUUCUGAACCAAGGGGACUAGAAGGGAGGACAGGGAUUUAGACCUUUAAUGACUGAGGUGUGGACAACAUCCAUCUGACCUGCUGCUUUGUAAGUAUGAUCCUGUCUUCAUGUGUGUACCUGUCUCCCCCAAUAAACUGGGAGCCACCUGAGGUCUGGGUAGGUAUUCUCCCUCCAUGGUGCUCCGGGCAGGUCAGAACCCAGCUUGGUACCCGUCAGUUAGAACUCAACUCUGACUAGCACAGGAAAAGACAAUCUGGUCUGGGAGA